AUGGGUGUACCCAAGCUUUUUAAAUGGCUCAAAGAUAGAUAUCCGCUGAUCUCACAAUCAGGUCUUGGGGCUUCUUUGAAAUCAUCAGGGAUCUUGCCAGCAAUUGAUGACCUUUUCAUUGAUGCAAACUCUAUCAUUCAUUCGUGCACACAUCCAGAGUAUGGGUCGCUACCCAAGUCUGAAGCUGAGAUGUUUUACCGAAUUGGAAAGGAGCUGGAUACCAUGGUUGCAAUCGUUGCUCCUCGACGCAUGUUUUUUGUUGCUGUCGACGGGGUCGCUCCUCGUGCAAAGCUCAAUCAGCAGCGCUCGCGUAGAUUCAGGGCAGCUGCAGAGGCCGCCACCAGCGCUGGCGCCGCCGCGACCACCAGCACGGCCAAUGGAGAUGCUCUGAUUGCAGAAAAAUUUGAUCCAAAUUCGAUUACACCGGGCACGCCGUUUAUGGCUCGUCUUUCUGCAUUUCUGAGGUCUUUUCUUCAAUCCAGGCUAAAGGAGGAACUUUAUCCCCCCAAAGUAGUGUAUUCUGGCCAAGAAAUCCCUGGCGAGGGAGAACACAAAAUUAUGGAUGAGAUUAGGUCGCUCACUUCGCAAAAGACGCUCGGCCCAAUUUGCAUUCAUGGCCUUGAUGCUGACCUUAUCAUGCUAUCUUUAGCCUCACAUCAUCGCCAACUGGUUUUGUUGAGAGAACAGCGUCCAUUUCUCCAGCGGUAUGGGAGUUCCCUAAAAAAGGAGCGCCCGAUGCCAGAAAGUCUUGGCGAAAUGACCUUUGAUGUGCUUCAUAUUUCCAUCCUUAGAGAUUACUUGAGGCUCGAGUUCUCGUGCUCAGCUGAAACCCAAAAUUUAAACGAGGAGGAGGAAAAAAAAGUGGCGUCCGAUUUUGUGGUGCUGGCAAUGCUGGCGGGAAAUGAUUUUGUGCCGCACCUCCCAGGGUUCCACAUUGAUAAGGGUUCACUGAGUUCAUUGCUUGAUGUGUAUAAAAGCGUUCGAAAACCCGACGAGUAUUUGACGUCACUAGAGUCUUCGCCUCAUAUUUCAAGCAUCAACUGGGGCCUUUUAGCCCGAAUUCUGACAUCCAGUGGACAGGCAUCGCCAUCUUCAUCGCCGCCUAUAAAGGCUGUUAGAGAGAAUUCUCAACACGAGGCUGCAGAGACUUUUAUGGACAACGCAGUCGCCCUCAAGGCAGAUAGUUCUGGUGAAGAAGACUGCGCUGAUGGAUAUAAAAAUUACUAUUCCCAAAAGCUCUCUCUCACCGAUGAGCGGGCCCUGGAGCCUCUUUUUCUUUCAUAUGUCCGCAUUCUUCUCUGGGCUUGGAUAUACUACUACAGGGGUCUUGAUUCGUGGGCUGUAUUCUACCCAUAUCACUACGCACCACUUGGUGGCGACAUUGGGGCGUGGCUUGAAAAAGGUGGCCCACUUGCACACGACAUGCUGGUCCCGGCACAGCUUUGGGGCAUUUCAAACGGCACUCCAUUGAGACCGUUGGAGCAGCUUUUGGCAGUACUUCCGAUAGCCUCUGGGGCUACCCUUUUACCGCAGCCUCUUUUUGAUCUUAUGAGUUCUGAAGCGUUGGCAGAGUGGUAUCCCCUUACGUUUGCGAUUGAUGUGAAUGAAAAAACUCGCUCUUGGGAACACAUUGUUCUCAUACCGUUUAUUGACGAAAAGAAGCUCCUUAGCGCUGUCCGAGGUGUGGAAAACAAACUGACGCCCCAGGAAAAGGCUUUCAAUCGACAGUAUUCACAGCCUUUUAUUUGGAACAAGGGAAUAAAUCAUCCGGCCGCAAGAUGUUGUGAUCCGUCUUUGUGGCCUUCACUGUUCGUGAAAAAUACCGUUUUUUCCGGCUCCACAUGGGGGAGAAUGAGUCCCCGUCGACUUUCACCUUCUCUUCAGCUUUGCCUUUGCGGUGCCUUUUCCCUGGAAGAUGGUGGACAAUAUUGCAUUCAAUGUCUUUUAAACCAAAUCAAAAAAGGCUCUCUUUUUAGCAAUUGGCCAUAUCAUUUGCAUCCGCUCUCAUUGGCACCGAUGAAUGAAACGCAUUUGCGUGUGUUUGGACUGACCGAUGGGAAGGAAAUAUUCUAUGACAGUGACGGGGUUCGACGAAGAGACCUGAGCAUGGCGGAGUUGGAUCUUUUCUCGCUGGCACGGCGUGUAUUUAAUAUGAAAUCGACCAAAAUCGCAUCGGCAUUUUCCAAUGACAUUGAUCCUGGUCUUUAUUUCUUUGGACGGGUCGAAAGAGGCAACAAUGAUGCGCAGGGCUCCCGAAAUCUUUCCGUCAAUGGGGUAGUUAUGAGGACAGGGAAAGACUUUUUUAUCAUUCCGCCAGCUUUGUGUGUUAACUUGAAAACCCCAUCGUGCGCACAUGUCAAUUAUAUUUGGAAAAAAGAGAAAACAAGUGGUACCAACCCCUCUAAUAAGCUGCCAACGGCUAGUUCUAACCCAUAUGACUACUUUGUAAAAUCGUCAACCGCACCAAACGGCCCCAACACCACGCCUGUGAAGAUGAUACCUGAGGUUGAGGAAAAUCCUCACAUCAAGCAGCAUGAUAGAAAGGCACGCAGCCCCGAAUAUAAACUUACCAGAAAGGCAGUCAAUGCAUCUGAUCUAGAGGCCAAAUUAUUGGGGCUUUCCAUGCAGGGCCCGAGGGAAACGCCACCCCCCAGACAGCCUCGAAAGGACAAAAAAGACUAUUUAUGUGAAAAUUUAAAAACGGCUCUUGGAAUCAGCUCAUGUAAACGGAACCACAAAUGA
Messenger RNA from Mitosporidium daphniae, 2742 nucleotides. RefSeq lists its product as uncharacterized. Gene Ontology annotation, cellular component: nucleus. NCBI's taxonomy places the organism in Eukaryota, Fungi, Microsporidia. The coding region runs from base 1 to 2742 and encodes 913 amino acids. The transcript has a single exon. Gene Ontology annotation, biological process: nuclear-transcribed mRNA catabolic process. Gene Ontology annotation, molecular function: 5'-3' RNA exonuclease activity; RNA binding. The record is from RefSeq and is a predicted model, not a curated record.